Molecule: messenger RNA, 1005 nt
Organism: Fulmarus glacialis (Northern fulmar)
Lineage: Eukaryota; Metazoa; Chordata; Aves; Procellariiformes; Procellariidae
Gene: PSMG2
Product: proteasome (prosome, macropain) assembly chaperone 2
Exons: 6
Biological process (GO): proteasome assembly
Cellular component (GO): cytosol; nucleus
Source: RefSeq, a predicted model, not a curated record
CUUCAGCCAGCAGUGUCAGUGGGAAAUGUUGGUCAACUGGCAGCAGAUCUAGUGAUUUCCACGUUCAACAUGACUAAAGUGGGUUACUUCUACACUGAUUGCCUGGUGCCAAUGGUUGGAAAUAAUCCAUAUGCAACAGCAGAAGAAAACUCAAUGGAGCUGAGUAUAAAUGCUGAAGUGUAUUCAUUACCUUCAAAGAAACUUGUAGUUCUGCAGAUCAGAUCACCUUUUAUAAAGAACAAGUACAGGCCAUUCUGUCAAACACUGCUUUCUUGGGUGAAAAGCAGCAAAUGUGCCAGAGUCGUUCUUCUGUCUAGCAGCCAUGCAUACCAGCGCGAUGAUGAGCAACUUCUUGGGACACCACUACGCUACCUACUUACACCUGAUCUUGAGAAAGCAGUUGGAGGCCUUAUGCAGGAGCUAAACUGGAAAGAAAUGGAAAAAGUAGCUGCUUACCCUGGAAUAAAUGAUACAGAAAAAGUUCUACAUAUUCCUGGAGGUGGCAUCACAAAACUGUUGUUUACUGAGAGCUGUUCAAAAGGAAUCCAAAUGGCAGUUCUUCUGAAAUUCUGCUCAGAAGGGGACAACAUCCCUGAUGCGUUUGCUCUUGUUAACUAUCUUAAUGAAUGGCUCCAGCUAAUUAAAAGCGAAAGCAACAAUUCCACAGAUACUUCUUCACAAUGGAAAAUACCAAGUUCUUGGCGCUUACUUUUUGGCAGCGGUCUGCCACCUGCACUCUUCUGAUCAAUUUUGAAUCCUCCUGUAAGUCACGUGUACAGUCUCAAACAUCCCUUGAGAAGAUGAUUACAUAGUAAUUGCCAAGCAACAGCAGCUUAAUUUGUUGUGUACAUAAAUUCUUUAUUUAAGAAAAAUUCCUCUCACAUAUGUGGGUAGCUAAAGAAAUUAAGGUGACUUUCAUAAAUUGACCGAAGAAAUAUGUUUUGUACAGUUGUUUAUUGAAUAACUUUGGUUGAAUUUUUUUCUAAUAAAAUAUUUUUUAAAAAA